AUGUACGCCGAAAACCAGAACAUAGCUUCAGAAACUAAACCCGAAGCAACUGCUGUUGACAAUAUUGUUGAAGACGACCCUGGAGAGUUCUCAGAAAGACUAGAACCCAAUAAAUUUACAGAAAAUAAAAAUAGAAGAAAUUUUACGGCCCUCAACAACAUUAACGAACGUCGCUUAAUUUUUUAUGUUAUCGAUCCAGAUUGA
Acaulospora morrowiae is the source of this 204-nucleotide messenger RNA. The record is from the annotation of a GenBank genome assembly. NCBI's taxonomy places the organism in Eukaryota, Fungi, Glomeromycota, Glomeromycetes, Diversisporales, Acaulosporaceae.